Messenger RNA from Bursaphelenchus xylophilus (pine wood nematode), 1916 nucleotides. The record is from the annotation of a GenBank genome assembly. NCBI's taxonomy places the organism in Eukaryota, Metazoa, Nematoda, Chromadorea, Rhabditida, Aphelenchoididae.
AUGGCUACGGAAGAAGAAGUAUUGGAGAAGAUGAGGAACUGGAUUCUGGAGGAAAAUAAGUCGGUCGGAAGCAGAUUUCUUCUGCGGCAUACAAAAUUGAAUGGAAAAGAAAUUAAGUCGUAAGUUUUUAAGAUAUAAAGGGAUUUUUGUGUUUAGAGUAUUGCAAAGAUUUUACGAAAAAGAAAAAGGAAAUACUGAUGAUCUCACAGCUUCGUAUAUUGUAGUUGGAAAGGCAAUGUCAAAUAAGAAUGAUGAUGGCACACGAACAAUAAUGCGGUCUUUGAUUUGCACGGAGAAGCGGUUGCCGGAAGUGUAUAAAUCUUUUACUGAAGUUAGCAACAAGUCUAUCUUCUCAAUCCAAAAAGGAUCCUUGAGCAAUCUUCAUCGUCCUUUAAACAAUAUUUAUGCUGGAAGGAUACCCAAUCCUGUUGUUGACAUGGAAGACAGGCUUAACAUUAUUGAUGAGACCGUUGUAAAUGAAUUGAGCGCAAUCAAGAAGAUGAAGAAGAUCGAUCUUAGUGAUGUUGAACUUCCAUUAUUCCAAACUCGAGUAAAAAGAGGGCCGAAAGUGUUUGUGAAGAAGAUUAUUGUGAAGAGGGAUCAACACAGUCUAAAGGAGGCCUUUGCUAAAGGAGAAAAAUUGAGAGAACUGGUAAGGAAGCGUUUGGAUUUUAUUCAUCUCGUGCAAGUGUUAAAUUUCGUUAUCUGUCGUUUGGGUUAAAACACGUAAAGAUCGAAUUUUUAUAUCCAAAUUAUUUGACUGGCCAGCGGCUGAUUUGACAUGACAGCCAGAUUUUUUGCCGUUUGGUUAGCCAUAAAGCUGGAUUAUCUAUAUGUUAGAAUGGCGGCGCAGAUGGAAAAUAAGUAGCCACAUGUAUGGAAUGAAUGUCCCUGAAUCCUCAUCCAACACAUUGCCUUGCCAAAUCCACCUUUUUUUGCUGGCGAAACGGCAAAAAAAUAUGGUUGCCGUGAAAUAGCUGAAAAUUUUGAUAUGCCCUAAAUUAAAUGAAAUCUGCCACAAAUGAAGGGUAGCUUUAAAUUUCUUUUUUUAGGAGGAGGGGAUUCAAAUUGUGGAUGAAGUUGAAAUUGAGUCCAAUGUGAAACGACCUGCCAGAGUAGAUCUUGGAGAGGAAAAAGCUCCUCAGAAAUGUGCAAAGUCGGAGAACUCAAAGAUUGAAAAGCCUAACAAACCUGUAAAGGAGAAUAAACCGAAGAAACAAUAUAAAAAGCAGGGUAAAUUGAUGUUUGAAACAGUCAAAAAGGAAGACAGGUGUGAAGAAGAUGAAGAGAAGCACCUCGAGAUUGACAAUGAAGUUGGCUCUGAAGAGGAAGAAACAGUUCCAGCACGUGAUAGUUUCGGUAAGUGCGUUUUAUUUGUUGAUUUUUUCUUAGAUGACGAUUUGUUUUCCACCGAAGAUGACGUGAAAGGUUCCGUUUUGCACGAAGACGAACCAAGACCAUCCAAAAUGAAGUCCAAGGAAUUAGAAGAAGGUAAAAAAUCACUUGUUUUUACAAAAUAUGUUAUUUUAGCCGCCCCAACAAAACGUCGACGAAUCGUGGAAUCUGAUGACGAAGAUGUGGACAAUGAGGAAAGUCGCACAGAAGAAAACCGAACAGUAAAGGAGGUAAAACAAUUUAAGCCCGUAAAAUACAAGAAACAGGAGAUCACCGAGGAAUUCGUUGACGAAGACGGAAUGUUGGGUAAGGUGAUUAAAAUUAGUUAAUGUUUUGCUGUUACAGUAACCCGUACAACGACAAAAGUUGUAAAAGAAGAUCCUGUGGGCUCAGACCAGGUCCUUCCUAGCUUCUCAAAACCCAAGUCAAUCCUCAAACCAAGCAAUUCUUCUACUUCCAAGGGUCCAAAGAAAGUGCCUGCUGGUCAGCCGACGAUCAGCAGCUUCUUCACCAAAAAAUAA